CAUUCCUUUCUCAGCCACGGUAAAAUCAAUUAAUCUACACAUUUAUUUCGUUUAAUUUGAUUUUGUUGUUCUUACUAGAUGGUUUACAGUCUCCCUGGUGUAGAGGUCUCAUGCAAUAAACCUACGAGAGUUAAGAUCUUCCUUGGAGGUGACGAGAGGCGCCAUAUCUUUCAUUGGGAAUUUACAGUCAAAUUCGGGAUAAGUGAAGUUGGCAAGCUACGUGAAAUUGAUCUCCUUCAUCGCUAUCAUGACUGCUAUCGAUUGACAAAGAUUAUUGGCUUUCUUAACAACGUCGAGAUUUUUUCAGAAGUUCCUAAAGAGCGAUGGUCGUACAGUCUUCCAAGUUGCAGUUGGAAUGACAAGAAAGAGGGCCAAAUGAAAGUUGUCGUAUUUGUCUCCUUUGAAACCACAGCGAGUAACCAGACCUUUACUCAGUGCCUUAGAUUUGACUUUGGCAAGAAGCCCUUUUUAUUGAAAGGAUUAAAUGUGGACGUAGCAAGUGAGGAGGCCUUGGACACGCUCUCAGCCUUGCGACAAGAACUGAAAUUGCAUUCCUCUGUAUGGAGAGAGGGGUCAACGGACAUUGUUCCAUGGCCAGAGACCGCCGACAUGGGCAGUCAAGAUCUACUGAAGGAGUACAAACUGCCUGAGAGGAUCGAGAAUGUAGUUUCAGCGCAGAUAAUCGACGGAAACAUGACAGUGGACAACUAUAAAAGAGUGAUGCAUCAACUGUUGUUUACUGAGGAGCUCUUCAUGAAAAAGGCAAUUUCAAGCUUCGUCCUUCAGAAUGUCCGGUUAGAUUGUCAGCAGAGUAUCAGUGAUGAUUGGUCUGGAGCGGUUUAUGCUGGAAUUGGCGAGUUGUUUGGAAUUGUUCAAUUCCACGAAAAUGAAUCCCUCCAACCAGAUGAUGCAGCAGGUAGACUUCUCAUCAGAAAAGUAAAUUCUGCUUGGAUAAAGAUGGCCCGUAGCAGUUCGCAAAAGGCUUAUGAGGCUCUCCUUCAGAAGGUUGAGAACGAGUGCGUCGCCCUUAAGCUUUCUUCACAGAUGUGUGCAGACCUGAACGUGUCUGACGGUGGCCAGAUUUAUGUGGAUGUACAGUUUCAGCUCAAUCGAAAGCCUCUUUGCGACUGGCAUGCUGCAAUCGACAGAUUGGGGCCUAUCCAACUAUGUUUGUUGUUUCCCACACCGGAUGCACCGCAAAUAAAGCAUGAGGAGAGACGCCCCUGGAACUGGCUGCCUUUGGACUGCAAACUAAACACCAACCAAAGAGAGGUCAUUAAACGCAUUUUAUCGCCUGGGGACACUUCCUCGCCACUGGUGGUAUUUGGUCCUUUUGGAACAGGCAAGACAUUCACUUUGAAUCAGGCAAUCCGUCACCUGGUAACGAAGAAACACAACCGCAUCCUGUUAUGCACGCAGACGAACAGCGCAGCGGACAUACACGUGACACUACUACAUGAUUAUCUAACGGAAGAAAAAGGACUAAAGGCCACCAGACCACUAAGGAUUUACCAAACAAACAGGAGAUUAAAUACUGAUCCAGAGGUUGCAAAAAUGUAUGGCUUAAUAGCAAACAACGCUUAUGUUCUCCCCACGAGAGAUGAUGUCAUUCGACAUCGUGUUGUGAUCACCACUUUAGCUAUGUCUAAGCAUCUGAUCGAACUGCAACUGAACCAUGGCUUCUUCACACACAUUCUGGUAGACGAGGCUGCCCAAGCCCUGGAGCCUGAGGCAUUAAUACCAUUGGCUUUAGCUGGGCCGAAUACGAAGGUUGUGUUUACAGGAGACCAUAUGCAGAUGGGCCCAGAGGUUUACUCGCAUUAUGCACGAGACUGGGGUCUUCAAAGGUCGCUUCCUGAGAGGCUGUUUGAUCAUUACUGUGAAAAAAAGGAAUCGGAUGGCAGCUUGAUUUUCUUGACAGAAAACUAUCGGAGUCAUCCCGACAUCCUGCAAUUUCCCUCUGAUAAUUUCUACGGAAAAGAGUUGAUUGCCCGCAGUGAACAGGCCUCGCACCCAAGGCUUGGACCACUGUCAUUCUUUUCAGUCCAUGGAGUUGAGGAAGCGAGAGAAAACUCCUACAUUAAUGCGGCAGAAGUUGAAGAGAUUGUGAAGAGAGUCGAGUUGCUUGCCGGUGACUGGCCAAGGGAGUGGAAAGAAGAUCUUUCUCAGAUUGGCGUAAUAUCCGCUUACAUGACUCAGAUUCGGGCUAUUCGAAAACAACUCAGAGACAAGGGACUAGAAAAUGUAACAGUGGAGACAAUUCACAACGUGCAAGGAAAAGAGUUUCGUGCAUUAUUUAUCAGCACUGUCCGCACAUCUCUAACCUGCCACAGUUUUGACAGACGUCAAAGUGAAUCUCAGUCACUCUACUGGGAAUUCUUGUCAGACCCCAAGCUCUUGAAUACCGCAAUAACUAGGGCGAUGUCCUUGGUAGCAGUUGUUGGGGAUCCCGUCUCGUUGUGUACUGCUGGUUACUGUAGGGGGAACUGGAGAGACUACAUCAGAAGGUGCCACGAACACGGAGCUUUGCAUGGAGCAUCGUACGAAGAGAUAAAAAAGAAAAUAGACGCCCCUCUCGCCAAAAUCGCUUUAAAUCCAGAAGCAAACGAAUUUGUUCCGCAAUCAAUGUACGUCAGCAGCAAAGAGCUCAAAUCCUUGGAGUUGGCUUCUCAACGAGAAAUAUCCGAUAGUCAAAUCUCAAGCUCUGACGAGAAGGGUGACUUGGAAGUUGACAAAUAUGAUAAGAGAGCAGCGUCUGAAAUCCAAGACAAGCGUAACAUCCCAACGGAAACGAACGGGUCAGGAAUAGAACGAGGUGACGAAGAAGAUGUGACGCAAGGAGAACCCAUGGCGGAAGAAGAAGAGCAAGAGUACGAAGCAACUCAAUUCUCAUCAGAUUCUCCAAAGAAUGAGUUUAAUUCUGUAAGAUCUGAAAUAUCAGGAGAUCAGCACCAAGUCGAUCUUGCUUUUCAAGAGGACCCUCAAAGAAAAAUUCAGUCCCAAGAAGAAGAAGAUGACGUCGAGCAGAGUGCUUCAGACAGUUUUGAAGAAUUCCUUCGGGAAAGUUUUGAAGACGAGACUGUUUUCCCGAGAUGCUUUGAUAACAUAAUCAAGGCAUUCGUGGAUAAGUGUAAAGCGACGAAGGAAAAAGAAGCCCAACUUAAUGUAUCACCAGAAAAUGCGGCGGCGUUCCCCUCACUACACACAGCUGCAAAAUUAAGCAACAAAAAGUCAAAAAAUGGCAAACUUUCAGGCAAACAAGCUUCUCAAGAAAAGUCAAGUUCAUUCCUCUAUUCUUCAGAAGAUUACGAAAUCUGCCUGGUCAACGGUCGCGCGGUAGUGCGACUUGUAAAUCUUGGAUUUCACCAGACGCCCGCUGUCCAACACCAGAAGCUACUCACCGCAUCCACAAGGCAGGAGGAUUUUCUUGAAACACAGCUUUUGCAGCAAUUGUUAGAAGAAAAGCCUAAGAAGUAUGUCCCUUGCACACUUCGUCUUAACUCCGAGAGUACGCGUACGGCGUAUGCGGAAGUUUCGGAUACAAAGACUCCAGACAUCAAAAUCAGAGGAAGAGUCCGGGGAGCGUUCGACAUGGAUCACGUGGUUGUCGAAAAAACAGAUUACCAGCCUUCUCCGUGUGAUGGAGUUCCUCCGUACCAAGGAAUAAUUGCUGGUGUACUGCAUCAUAUCAUUAGGCCACACGAGCGUCACUACGUGUGCAAGAUGGAUUACGAAAACCCUCGAGUAAUGAUUCCAAUCAACAAGUCCGUCUCCAAAAUAGUGUAUCUGACUGACAAGAAGUUGAAAGGCUUACCUCUUUUAAAUAUUUACAAGGAAAUACAUCUUGGAAGUGAAACACCGUUCAAAGUCGAUGAGUUUGACUUCACAGAAGCUCUAAGUGGAAAGUUUUUGUUUCUAGUCCAGUACCUACAGUGGAGGUCAGAUUGCCCCUACCCUUUGGGAAUCGUUAUAAAGAAGCUACCUCAAGGGGAUACUUUGUCUGGCAGCAUGAGAAUUUUAUUCGCAGAACAUGGAGUGAGAGAUAGGUUUAGCAAGGAGAGUAAAGCAGAAGUUCAAACAAAGUUCCCACCAGAAUGGUUAAUACCAGCCGAGGAAUAUGGAAUUCGCCAGAAAAUUAAUGGUGCGUUCACGAUUGAUCCCGACAACUCCAAGGAUCUGGAUGAUGCACUUACAGUGGAACAGCUCCCAGAUUCUGUAAACCGGGUCGGAGUUCAUAUUGCUGACGUGAGUUAUUUUGUGGAACCAGGGACCCAGUUGGAUAAAGACGCCAUGUUCCGCUGCAGGUCCUACUAUCCAGGUCACGGCUACCGGAGCGUACCUAUGCUGCCACGUGAACUCAGUGAAAAUCACUGCAGCCUUCUUCCUGGUAAAGAUCGGUUGUGCGUAUCAGUGUUUCUUGACGUGUCAGAGAAAGGACUGCUUGUUGGCCAACCAGAAAUAAGACGCACCAUUGUCAGGUCUUCUUGUCAGCUCACUUACCCUGAAGCCCAAAAAGUUAUCGAUAGUCAAGAUGCUUCACAGCUUCAGAUACCACAGAUUGUUAAAGGCAAUAUUCGAACCCUGAGUGCCCUUGCCCAAAGGAGAAGGAAGUUGAGACUGCGAGAUGCUAGUUUUGAUCAUUGGUCAAACAGUGAUGAUGGUGAAAAUUUUGAAGCCCAUGAAUUAGUGGAGGAAAUGAUGCUUCUUGCCAAUGAGGAAAUAGCCAAAUUUCUCUCUAGUUCUCAGCAAAUCCAACAGAGGACCCCAUUACGAACCCAGCUGCCACCUAAAGAUCACAAAUUGGAUGACUGGGUUAGACAACACGGACAGUUUAUCAAGUAUUCUUUGUUUCUGCGUGGCUUUUAUUCAGAAGAAAACCUUAGGAAAAUGGCAAAUAAAGCGAGCGUUUCAGAAGCCUCAGAACGAUUUAAAGUGCAAGAAUCAGUCUGGUCCGAGCUCUGUAAUGCUGUGGAGACCGGAGACCAAGCCAUGCUACACAAAUUGAUUUGUAACGAGAGCAGUCAUCCUCAGCUGGCCGUGACAAAUUCACAGUUUCGGCGAAUUCAGCCCAAGUCUCAGUACGUCUGCAAAAGUGAUCAACCAGAGGAAAACAUUGUGCACUUCUCUCUGGGGAUGGGUUGUUAUACGCAAUUCACUUCACCCAUACGACGUUACAUAGAUAUCCAAGUACAUCGACUCGUGUUGGAUUUAAUCCAACACCCGGGCUCCAACGCAAAGAUAUCUUCGAAGGACCAAAUUGCUGAAGUUUGCCGCCGCUCCACUUUUGCUCAAGACAACUCCAAGAAGUUUGAAAAGGCAAGCAGUAAAGUACAUCUGGCUGCAAAGCUAAAGGAGAAAAGCCACGAAACCACAGCAGUGAUUUCCUUGAUCGACACUGAUAAAGAAAUUAGUUUAGAAAUUCUGGACCGUGAAUAUAACCAUCUCUCAACGCGACAAAGAAAGGUGAAGCUGAGCAAUCUUAACCCGUUCGAUGUCGAACUUGCUCCGGAUGGCUUAGAGAUUAUUUGGAGGCUAAGAUUAUACAUAGCUCCAGAAGGAAACAUCAUCGAGGAACCCAAGAAGGAAAGGGAGAAAAUCGCAUUGCUUUUAUCUCAAGGAAUGGUGAGGAAUAGGAAAGUUCUGAACUUGCCAACAGAUAAUUGGCUGAAAAUUCUGAAAGCAUUUCAAGAGGGAGACUACGAAAAGCUUAAAACGAUGAUUAGACAAACUGAGAGAGUUCGUCAAUUAGCUUCACGGGUACCUGAAUCGAUCCGGCCCGGCAAACCGCAUAAGUCAUCUGAAGACGAAAAAGCUGGCACAAAUCUGGAACACUUCUACGAGAAAAAAUUAUCCCUCAGGAAGUUUGACAUCGCAAACAUUCAAUUGACCGCACAUAUGACACAUGGCGUUUUUCACCCCGAAAUUCAGUUAUUCAAGAUCAACCCCAGUGUAAACAUUUGCGUUGAGCAUCGCAAGUAUCCUAGGGAGUGUUUUGCAACGACAGCAAGAUACCAAGCAUCACGGAAGACGUACGCCAGUGUGGACAAGUACAUUGAAGCCUGGGAACCCGUUCUUGCUAUGGAAGCCGCUACCACGGCCGUCGAAGAAAGCGACGAGUUCACCAUGCAUCAUUUGAAGAUUAAGUGGAAAAAGGAUAUCAGUGGAAGCCUGGAAGGCUCUUUUAGCCUCCGAAACGAAUACUGCUCAAGUCGUCAAAUGCAAUUUCAUGCUGGAGAUUUUGUUUGCGUACGUGUGCGGGAAGACAGUUACAUGAAGAAAACGGGCUCAGAAAACAAUUUUGCUUCCCUUGAAAAGACCAAAACAGAGGGAGAGACAAAUCUUUUGAAUGAAGACCAAUUCAGCGUCACUAAAUCGGCCUCUCUCUCGUCCAUUGGAGGAAAACCCCGUCAUGAAUCCAGUUGUGCUUCAGAAAGUUUCUGGGUGGGGCACUGCAUCAUCAAUCAGGACUACAGUAAAGAGCUGUCAGACAAAGUUACUUUGAAAGUUGUCACGAUGGAUCUUCAUCAGUCAGCAUCAGAUUUUCCCGAUGAGCUACUGAAUGGAGCUGACCACCUGAGUACCUUAACUGUUAUUCACCGUUCACUUCCCCACAGGCGGAUGUUUGCAGUUUUGCGCUCUCUACCAAGUGCAUCACAACUGGCUCAUUCCAUUUGUAUGGGACAUGAGCCAAACCAAGAAGACUUCGGGCCCCCACCGUCUUCGCACCUGUCAAUUGUGAGGGAGCAUCCCAACUGUGGGUUUAAGCCCUUAAAUCAGUAUCAGAAAGAAGCAGUGAAAGAGGCGCUUGGGAAGCCUUUCACCCUCGUUCAGGGUCCUCCAGGUACUGGUAAGACUGUGACAGGUGUCCACAUAGCCUACUGGUUUGUGAAACGACAUAUGCAGCAGCGACAGGACGGUUUCGAUAUCGUUCUGCCAGACAGUGACGACCAGCCUAAAGGACCUCCACAAGUAAUUUACUGUGGACCCUCCAACAAGUCAGUGGACGUGGUAGCUAAAUACAUGCUAAAAAUUCCUGACCUCAAGAUCAUCCGUGUGUAUGGCGACCGUAGAGAACAAGCGGAGUUUCCAAUUCCCAACAAACGCCAACCACUAAGAAAUUCAACGGACGAUGACAGCCAAAUUUCAAAUGAGGAUAAUGAACUGAGAGCAGUAUCACUUCAUCAUGUCAUUCGAAGGGCUCCCUGUCCGUUUGCCACCGAGCUUGGAGAGUAUGAGCGCAAAUUUGAUGAAGAUAGGAAGAACGAUCUCAGGACCAGUGACAAAGAAGUGGAAGAAUACCGCGAACUCAUCAGACAGGCCGAAAAAUGGGUUCUUCAAGAGUCUGGAGUCCAGAUCAUCCUUUGCACAUGCGCAGCAUCGGGAAAACCCAGGUUAACCAGAUCCUGUGGCAAUAUCCAGCAAUGCAUUGUGGAUGAAUGUGGCAUGUGCAUGGAACUUGAAUCCCUCGUGCCAAUUACAUGUACAAAAGCGCGACAAGUGGUUUUGAUUGGUGACCAUAAGCAGUUGCAGCCGAUAAUUCAGGACAACUUGGCAAUGACACUUGGCUUGAGUGUGUCUAUGUUUGAGAGGCUUUCUGAGCGAGCUAAGAUGCUGGAGCUUCAGUACAGAAUGCAAGAAGAAAUCUGCAAAUUUCCCUCAAAAUACUUUUAUGAAGGAAAGUUAAAAACAGAUCGUUCGGUGCCGACCUUAGAUCCUCAUUUGCAGUCAUUUUGGCCUGCUUGGAGUUCAGGAAAAAAUGUUCCAAUGGCAUUUUGCCAUGUUGAGGGAGAAGAGGAAAGCAGUUCCAUCAAGACGGCACAUAGUAAUGAACAGUCAAAAGCAAAUGAGAAGGAAGUCAGGAAAGUGAUGCAUGUGGCGACAUCCUUAGUCUACAAACACAACGUGGAUGCGUCAAAAGUCGUGAUCUUGUCACCGUACAGAGAACAGCGAAGCAAGAUCAACGAGUCUUUAAAAAACGUCUAUAGGUGUAAAGAUAUCCCAGUCACAACCAUCGUAAAAAGCCAGGGAAGUGAAUGGGAUUACGUCAUCUUAUCUUUGGUGCGCUCCCUGGGUAAGGACGAAAUCGACCCUGAGCCUUCACUUUACUGGCUCCGGGAGCAUUUGGGUUUCUUAACGGAUGAACAUCAAAUGAAUGUGGGGCUUACUCGAGCUCGAAAAGGACUCUGUAUAAUCGGUAACAAGAACCUACUGCAGCAUCAUCCUAUGUGGAAGAAGUUGCUAAACUUCUAUGAAGAAAAUCAUUGUCUGGUAGAUGAAUCUGAAUGGCCCAGAAACUGAAACUGAAAUUGCCAGAUCACCAUACGCAUGAUCUAUACAAUUUCCAUAAAAUUAGUCAAGGUGGUUCUGUCUGUUAAAGUGAUUAUGGCAUUAUAUAGAAAUGCCGAAGAUAAAGUCAACGCAGGUGGGCAAAUGCAAACAGAAAUAA
Orbicella faveolata is the source of this 8446-nucleotide messenger RNA. RefSeq names its product 3'-5' exoribonuclease HELZ2-like. Gene Ontology annotation, molecular function: RNA binding; metal ion binding; RNA nuclease activity. NCBI's taxonomy places the organism in Eukaryota, Metazoa, Cnidaria, Anthozoa, Scleractinia, Merulinidae. The record is from RefSeq and is a predicted model, not a curated record.